Molecule: messenger RNA, 1377 nt
Organism: Diaporthe amygdali
Lineage: Eukaryota; Fungi; Ascomycota; Sordariomycetes; Diaporthales; Diaporthaceae
Product: chaperone protein dnaJ 2
Exons: 3
Coding region: 1-1377 (458 amino acids)
Biological process (GO): protein refolding
Cellular component (GO): cytoplasm
Molecular function (GO): Hsp70 protein binding
Source: RefSeq, a predicted model, not a curated record
AUGUGUCGGCACAGAAGGUGCAAGGUCGAGGUCGCUGCUAUCAGCGGAACUCUUAUCUGUACCCCUGCCUGCCAGACUUACACCCAUCUUUUUAACACGCUGGUGUUUUCCGACGUGUGGAAGCGCGGCCGUCUGCCGAAUAAGAACACCUUCUAUCCAUCUAUUUCCAUUUUCUCCCUCGACUCGACUCGCCUCGACCUGACCCACCCAUUGCAAGCCUCCGACAAAGAAAUCAAGUCGGCAUACCGGAGGCUAUCUAAGAAAUACCACCCUGACAAGAACCCAGGCGACGAUACUGCCAAGGAUAAGUUCGUCGAAGUCUCCGAAGCCUACGAAGCCCUCAUCGACCCACAGUCCCGGAAAAUCUACGACCAGUACGGCCACGAGGGCCUCAAGCAACGACAGCAAGGCGGCGGCGGCGGCCACCACGACCCUUUUGAUCUUUUCAGUAGGUUCUUCGGCGGAGGUGGUCACUUUGGCGGUCAGGGUGUGCGACGUGGCCCCAACGUCGAGGUCAAGAUCGGUAUCUCCCUGCGUGACUUCUACAAUGGCCGGACGACCGAAUUCCAGUGGGAGAAGCAGCACAUUUGCGAGGAGUGCAGCGGCACGGGCUCAGCCGAUGGCGUCGUUGAUACGUGUGGACAUUGCGGUGGCCACGGUGUGCGGAUCACGAAGCACCAGCUUGCACCGGGCAUGUUCCAGCAGGUCCAAUCACAAUGCGAUCAGUGCGGCGGCAGGGGCAAGGUCAUCAAGCACAAGUGUCCCGUGUGUCACGGCGCCCGUGUUGUGCGGAACCCCACGACGGUGCAGCUCAAUGUCGCUCGUGGCGCGGCGAGAGACUCGCGACUGGUCUACGAGAACGAGGCGGACGCGAGUCCCGACUAUGAGGCUGGCGACUUGAUCGUCAUGUUGACCGAGAAGGAGCCCGACCUGGAACAUGAGAACCCCGACCGAGUUGAUGGAGUAUUCUUCAGGAGGAAGGACGACGAUCUUUUCUGGAAGGAGGUCAUCAGCCUACGGGAGGCGUGGAUGGGCGACUGGGAGAGGAACAUCACGCACCUUGACGGCCACGUCGUCAAGAUUGGCCGCAAGAGAGGAGAGAUCAUCCAGCCCGGCCACGUAGAGAGGGUGCAGGGCGAAGGCAUGCCAAAGUGGCACGAGGACGGCGACAGCGUCUACCACCAAACCGAGUUCGGCAACCUGUACGUCGAGUACGUGGUGGUCUUGCCCGACCAAAUGGAGAGCGGGAUGGAGAAGGAGUUCUGGUCGAUCUGGGAGAAGUGGAGGAAGAAGCUCGGCGUGGAUUUGCAUGCUGACAGUGGAAGGCCAGACAAGGUCGUGGUACAAGAAGACGCGCAUCCACAUGAGGAGUUAUAA